Molecule: messenger RNA, 3572 nt
Organism: Oncorhynchus tshawytscha (Chinook salmon)
Lineage: Eukaryota; Metazoa; Chordata; Actinopteri; Salmoniformes; Salmonidae
Gene: dzip1l
Product: DAZ interacting zinc finger protein 1-like
Exons: 17
Coding region: 339-2864 (841 amino acids)
Biological process (GO): cilium assembly
Cellular component (GO): ciliary basal body; cytoplasm
Source: RefSeq, a predicted model, not a curated record
CAAGACAAUGGCCCAAAGGGCGUUUCGUUUCCUAGGUAACGGCCGGAGCGUGCCUUGUUACUGCACCUUCCCCUGUAGAAGGCAGCAGGGGGGCAGCCCUCCACCCAUCACACCGAUUUUUGGUGCAAACUAGCGAACACCACAUGCAUUAUUCGUGCAAAUAAAAUUUUUGCAAAGUUAUACCUCUAGAAACCUUUUACUGAAAUAUUGCAUAUAAAUUUACUUCGCAGGAGCAAGCAAGAUACCAAAACAGUGCUACGCCACGCCACGCCAAGGACAGCAGCAUCUCCUCCAAGUGCCACUACCCCACCUCAUUCCCUGCCAGAGCCUACACCACCAUGCCUGGCCAGUUCAGAACCCCCAGUGACCCUCCUGUGUCCGGCCUCCUCUCUUUCCCCUCCUCCUGGAGCUCUGGCCCCCUGCAGCCCCUACGUUUCCGAGCCCGAACUGAAUCCAUGGACUGGCGGCGCCUCUCUGCCCUGGAUGUGGAUCACGUGGCCAGGGAGAUGGACGUGGUCGUACUGCAGGAGUACAUAUCUGCUGUCACCUUCUGUGAUGUCACAGGUGAGAGGUGUCCCUACUGCCGUAGCCCUGCUGACCCGGCCCUUGUCAACCUACUACGUAUGUCCCAGCUCAGCACAGAGUACCUGCUGCACUGUCAGGACUACCUGAGCUCCCAGGUGUCUGGCCUAGAGGACCGUCUACAGGGGGUCCUCUCUAAGGCAGAUCGAGAGGGAGAGGAGAGGGCCAGGCUGGACUCUGAGCUACAGGCCACUAAACAGGAGAGCAAACUCAGGAAGAAGAUGCUAGCCACACAGCAGCUUCUACUACAGGCUAGCUUCAACAACUACCACAAGUGCCAAUGCUGUGAGAAGUCCUUCAUCAACUAUUCCUACUUACAAGCCCACCUACACCGCAGGCACCCGGAGCUGACAGACACAGAGCGGCAGAAGAAGAGGCAGGUGGAACAGAUGGAGGAUGGGAUAGAGGAGCUGAGAGAGAGACUAAAACUGUCCCAGACUAGACUGGACAUAGAGAGGGAAGCAGAGGCCCUUAGGAAACAGCAGGAGCUGGAAGAUCAGCGAAGGAAAGAGACCUCGGAGAGAGAGAAGAUGGAGAGCUGGAAAGAGGAGGAGAGGAAGAAGUUUCAUGAGGAAAUGAGGGACCUGAAGCAGCUGUUCCUGCAGGAGUUCAGAGAUAUGGCCAGCAGGAGCUCCUCCAUCGAGGCUAAACUGCAGGAGCUCCAGACCAGAGAAGAAGUGACUGUUUCUAACCUGGGCUCCUAUCAAGAGGAGGAGGAGCUGCAGCAGAGAGAAGAGGCAAAGAAGAGGAUGAUGAUGAUGAAGAAGAAGAUGUCUGAGCAGAAGCGUGAGUGGAACAAACGGUUUAAAGAGAUCCAGAACAGGCACGUGUUGGAGAGAGACGAGCUUCAGAGUGAGAAUGAUAGGCUGCAGCUGGCCCUGUCUGUAGAACACAGGUCAGACCGACACAGGCUAGAACAACAGGUCACUACCCUGUCUGCCAGGGUCCAACAGAAAGACCGGCUCAUCAGGUCUCAGGAGGAUAAGAUCAGCAAGAUGUCUAGAAGACCAGUGACAGAUACUCCCAUCAAACAAACGUUCCAACACUCCACGGAGGAGGAGGAGGAAGAAGAGGAAGAAGAGGAGGAGGAGGAGGAGGAAGAAGAGGAAGAAAAUCUGGAGGAUUCUGGUGAGACCAGGAGUAGACUGUUGGAGUCCCUCUGGUGGAACCCCGCCUUGGUGAAGGAGUUCAGACCCAUACUAGAGGAGACCCUGGAGGAGAGGCUGGAGAAGAUGGGUCUCAGAAAGGGAACCAAGGGUAUAUCCAAGAAGACCUUUAAGAGCCUGAGCACGUUGGUAUCUGGUCAGCGACAUCAGAUGUCCAGACAGAAAGCAGACCUCCUGGAGCUCAGGGAGAGCCUGGCCAGAGAGCUGACACGCAGAGUGCACGCCCUGCAGAGGAGUCAGGGGAUCACCGUACCUAAUUUACCCAGACAGGUUACCAUACCCAGUACCACCCCUCAGUCCCACAAGAAGAGGAGUCCUAGCCGGGAGAAGAGUCCAAAAAGCAGACAGACACCAGUGAAGGUGAAGGUCUCUUUGAGGAAAAAGAAGGCUCCACAACCUCAACAGACACCAAGCACUCAUAGAAAAAAGAACAGCACCCCUCCCUUCAGUUCUGAGGAUGAGGCGUCAGGAGAAGACAUUCCUUCUGUCACCAGCCCUGGCAGUAGGUCUGGUGUUUCUUUCACCAGCCCUGGCAGUAGGUCUGGUGUUUCUGUCACCAGCCCUGGCAGUAGGUCUGGUGUUUCUGUCACCAGCCCUGGCAGUAGGUAUGGUGUUUCUGUCACCAGCCCUGGCAGUAGGUAUGGUCCCUCUGUGAGGGUGGUGCGGUCUGGAUCCAGCUCAAGGCAGAAGUACCCCAUGUCUGGUUCUACCCAGGGAGAGGACUGGUCUGGGACAGACACAGAGCUCUCAGAAGGGCCUACAAGUCUAACAGCCCACCGUGGAGCACAAAAUCAGACUGUUAAAACCCUGACCAGAAGCUUGGAGAGACAGUUGAGUUCUCCAAUGAACAAGCCAGUAGGAGGGACCAGAGUGGUGAUGCCACCAGUAGCAGCCAAGGUCUUACCCAAACCCAAACCCAGGACAGCGUUAAAACCCCUACCGUUAUCGGACGAAGAAAGCGACCUAGAACUGUCUUCCAUCGAGGAGCUCCUGUCCCUGCCGGUAGGGGGCCAGUCUCAGUCCCUAGGGGGGCGAGGGAGCACCGAGGUGGGCCUGGGAGGAACCUCAGGAACCAGCAUGUGGAGCUCCUCAACCAGCAGAGCAGGAGGGCUUUAAUGCACUUUUCCUGUUUUUUUAAAUUUGUAUUUAGUGCUAUGUAUCCUUUAUUUAUCCAGAUGAGUGCCUUUUUUGUGAUGGAAAUCUAUUUUUCAAUGGGCGUAUGUGAUAUAUGACUGUUUGACUGAAUGACUCUUUUCCAAGUCUUAAAACAAUGGGCGUAUGUGAUAUAUGACUGUUUGACUGAAUGACUCUUUUCCAAGUCUUAAAACAAUUAGCAGAAGAUGCAUUCCAACAUGAUGAGGAGCUGGCGUGUUAUACCAGUUAUAAAACAAUAACAGAAUAAAAUAACAUUUAGGUUUUAUUCCAUUUUCCAGAAUCAAGCUAUGCUCAGCAAAAAUAUAAACACCACAUGUAAAGUGUUGGUCCAAUGUGUCAUGAGCUGAAAUAAAAGAUUACAGAAAUGUUCCAUAUGCGCAAUAAAAAGCAUAUUUCUCAAGAAAAAGUGUAUUUCUAAUCUAUAGAUUUAGGGCCUAAUGAUUUGUUUUCUCAAUUUACUGAUUUCCUUAUAUGAACUGUAACUCAGUAACAGUUGGAAAAAGGUGCAUGUUGCGUUAAUAUUUUUGUUCCGUGUAUAUAUAGGGACUUUCUUGGUAGGACUCGAACUAUGUUGGUGCUUUGAAUGUGGUAAUGACUUGUUUUUGUUUUUUUUAUAAUCAGGAGAUAUAGUGCCUUCAGAAAGUUAUGGCAAAGCCUAAAUAAGUUCAG